This is a messenger RNA of Phytophthora sojae, 525 nucleotides long. RefSeq lists its product as hypothetical. Bases 1 to 525 code for a protein of 174 amino acids. The transcript has a single exon. Lineage: Eukaryota; Oomycota; Peronosporomycetes; Peronosporales; Peronosporaceae. The record is from RefSeq and is a predicted model, not a curated record.
AUGACUGAAGCAACGAUCCUGGAGCGGGUCUGUCAACAACUGGGAGAGCGAGACCAAGGAAAGCAACCGCGUGACGAGGAUGAAGGCGGAUCGCCCCUUGUCCUAUCCCAGCGGAUCACACUCAAGGAGUUUGACGCGCUGCUGGGGGAGCAUGAAAGCGACUUUCCGCCAUGGGACUACGAACCGGACCCAGAUGCUAAGGACGGCGCCGGCCGCGUCUUGGUUCACGAUCUCUCCUCCCCGAUCCAUGCAGCAGUUACGGCCAACUAUCUCCGGCAGAUCAAAAUCACUGCAGGAGCAGCCGCCGGCACCAAUCCGAUCCCCGCGCUUGUGGGCUUAGCCAGGUACACGAUGGGGUUCGAGCACUAUCGGUUUGAGCCGAACGGAUCGCUGGCACCUGCUAAUCGAAUUGCUUCCCCGACAUUCGAGCUGGAAGUGGCUUACUCGGAGGCAACGGUGCACCUACGUCAGAAGCUCCGCAACUACAUGCAAUGCCCAGUUGCACUCGGCAUCAAAGAUCCCUGA